GUUAAAUUCUGUGAACGACGUCAAAAUUGUUGCCUGGUGGCUAGGUGAGGUGGCAUUUGAAAACACGUGGCACAUAAAUAGUUUAAUAGGUGGACUUAAAUAAUUUUUUAGUAUGACAAAAAUAAAAGGGUGCGAAAAGGGUCUUGUACUCGUUCUUCUUCGAAGGGUGUUGGUUCAGUAUUAUUUGCAAGGGGGGUGUGUCUGGUGGUGAUCAAGGUUGUAGUCGUUCUUCUUGGAAGAGGAUGUCGAAGGAGUACUCUUGCUCUUCGUCAACAUGCAGGCGGAAGGAAAACCUUAUGUUUCUUCACCGAUUUGCCACUGUGGACAGAGAUCUGUGAUGAAAACUGCCAAAAUUAUGAAGAAUCGAGGCAAGCAAUUUUGGGGAUGUUCCAAGUAUAAGAAUGGUGUUGAAGACGCUGGUUGCAACUUCUUCAAAUGGUGCACAGAUGUUGGAAGUGAUGAAAGUGGUAGUUACGUGAAGAGCGAAGGGAACAAAGAAACUUUGGUCAACAGUGAAGAAAUGGAGAGCACUAGGAAAAAUUUAGUUAAGAUACAUAAAUCAAUGUUCAUUGUUCAAAAGUGGAUGAAGGUGUUGAUAUUGUUGGUUUAUGUUGUAUGUGUCAUAGAGAUGAUUUUAGUUUCAAUGUUGAUGAGAAUGGGAUGA
This is a messenger RNA of Vigna angularis (adzuki bean), 664 nucleotides long. RefSeq lists its product as uncharacterized. The record is from RefSeq and is a predicted model, not a curated record. Bases 275 to 664 code for a protein of 129 amino acids. Gene Ontology annotation, molecular function: zinc ion binding. Lineage: Eukaryota; Viridiplantae; Streptophyta; Magnoliopsida; Fabales; Fabaceae. The transcript has 2 exons.